GUGUUUUCGCCCCGCGCCCCCGACAUACCAGUUGCUAAAUCUCGCCCCGCGCCCCCGCUAAACAGCGGGUUUUCGCUCCGCGCCCCCGCCUUUUUAAGGUUUAAAUCUACUUUUCGCCCCGCGACCCAGCUAAAUAACGAGUUUUCGUCUUCCGGUAUGUGAAUUAGCAUAUGUAGGGGUUUACAAGAUUGUGUUUUCAAUAUGUCGGAUGGAUGUUACACAUCUUUGAAUGCCAGCAGUGCGGUCACGGAAAGAGACGAGUUAAUACGAGAAUAUUUUUUCGCCGGGUACACUUACAGCGAGAUUAUAACAAUUUUGAAUCGACGUCAUGGCACUACGAUCAGCCUCAGACAGCUUAGCAGGCGCCUAAGGUUGCUUGGUCUUAGAAGACACAAUAUGCCAGGAAAUGAAGGCACAGUUAUUGAAGCUAUCCGUCGUGAAAUUGAGGGAAGCGGCUCCUCACUCGGAUACAGAGCUAUGACUCGACGUCUACUGUCUUCGCACGGCAUAGUUGCUUCAAGACAAACGGUGGCUGCAGUUCAAAGAGAACUUGAUCCAGAAGGUGUCCGACUUCGGCAACAUCGCCAGUUCACACGUAGAAUCUACAUCAAUAAAGGACCCAAUUACUUGGUGCAUAUCGAUGGAUACGAUAAGCUGAAGCCGUACGGUUUUCCCAUCCAUGGGGCAAUAUGUGGAUUUUCUAGAAAAAUACUUUGGCUGAAAGUUGCCAGAUCUAACAACGAUCCAAAAGUUGUAGCGACCCUCUUUCUGGAGUAUUUAAAUGCUAUAAAUGGUGUUCCAAGGUGUAUUCGAACUGACGCAGGAACCGAAAAUGUAUUGGUCCAAGACAUGCAAAUGGCGUUUCGAUGGGAACAUUCGGAUGACAUGAGCGCAGAACGUAGUGUAAUAAUUGGGAGUUCACAUUCUAAUCAGCGUAUAGAGCGUUGGUGGCUGUCAAACAGACAAGGUGGAUGUCAGUACUGGAUAGAUUUCUUUAAAGAUAUGGAAAACGCUGGACUUCUCUCAACAAGUGACGAACUACACAUGUGAGCAUAUAAAGCCAAUAUCAAUUAACUAAUAUAUUACCAGAAACUUUUCAAUUGGAAUUGGACCAUUUCAUAUUAGGACAUAAGCUAUCUGUCAAGAAAGAUGGCCAGUAUAGUUUUAAUCAAACGUGCAACUUACUGGACUAUGCUACAUGUCUUUCA
This is a messenger RNA of Mercenaria mercenaria, 1208 nucleotides long. RefSeq lists its product as uncharacterized. Lineage: Eukaryota; Metazoa; Mollusca; Bivalvia; Venerida; Veneridae. The record is from RefSeq and is a predicted model, not a curated record. Bases 202 to 1050 code for a protein of 282 amino acids. The transcript is spliced from 8 exons.